Molecule: messenger RNA, 2433 nt
Organism: Anoplopoma fimbria (sablefish)
Lineage: Eukaryota; Metazoa; Chordata; Actinopteri; Perciformes; Anoplopomatidae
Gene: slc39a7
Product: solute carrier family 39 member 7
Exons: 8
Coding region: 267-1709 (480 amino acids)
Biological process (GO): intracellular zinc ion homeostasis; zinc ion transmembrane transport
Cellular component (GO): membrane
Molecular function (GO): zinc ion transmembrane transporter activity
Source: RefSeq, a predicted model, not a curated record
AAGUAUUUUUAAAAUAAUACAAAACACCUUCACAUCAUAUUAUAAUCUUCUAAAAAAAAAAAAAAAACAUGUAGAAAAAACAAACAAUUGCAAAUUAGGGAGUGUAAUGAACUCUCGCGAGAUUUCACUUGAGCAAACGCCACGUCUUACCAGGAGCAUCCACGCAGACACAGUGUUUUGCGGGUUAUCGAGACAAAUUACACGCAGGACAGACAGUAAACCAGCCGUCCAGCAGGCAGUGAUACCUGACACAAUCAGGGGAUAAUAUGGGUUGUGUACGUCUGCUGGCACUGACGCUGGCCACGUCUGCGGUGCUCCUGUUAGCCGCCCAUUCAACCGCCGCCCACAGCCAUUCCCAUGGCGACCACGACCACGGCCACCAUCACCACGGCCACUCCCACGGAGAAGACGAUCACCAAGAAGAUGUGAGGAUGUUCCACGGAGCGAGCAAGUGGAGCGCCGAGGCCAACCUCCCUGCACCUGAAGAGGAGCACCACGGGCACGCUCACGAUCACGGGCACGCUCACGAUCAUGGACACGGGCACGCUCACGAUCACGGGCAUGCUCACGAUCACGGGCACGAUCACGGGCAUGCUCACGAUCACGGGCACGCUCACGAUCACGGGCACGCUCAUCAGGAGGAUGUUGUUCGGGUGCACAAGGAGGAGAGUGGACACGGACACUCCCACGGAGGGGAGAGGGUGAAGAGGGAGGCCGAAGGAGAGAAGAGGGACUUGGUGGAGCUCUGGACACAGGCCAUCGGAGCGACCCUGCUCAUCAGUGCUGCUCCGUUCCUCAUCCUGUUCCUGAUCCCAGUCCAGUCCAACAGCGACAAGCACCAGAACCUGCUCAAGGUGCUGCUCAGCUUCGCCUCAGGUGGACUGCUGGGUGACGCCUUCCUCCACCUCAUACCACACGCUCUGGAGCCCCACUCUCACCAUGGAGAAGAAGAUCACGCACACUCGGAGGCGAGGGAGGAGUCACAUGACCACGGUCACUCCCAUGGAGCGGCCCACGAUCACAUGAUGUCAGUGGGUCUGUGGGUUCUCGGUGGGAUCAUCGCCUUCCUGGUUGUGGAGAAGUUUGUGCGGGCGCUGAAGGGAGGCCACAGCCAUUCACACGGGCACGCGCAUGAUGCUCCCAAAGAAAAGGACAGUGAUGGAGAAGAAGAAAAAGAAAAGAAGAAGAAGAAGAAGAAAGAGGAGAAACCAGGCAAAGAUGUGACGGUGCCAAAGAAGGAAGAGACAAAGACCACAGACAUCAAGGUGUCCGGUUACCUGAACCUGGCAGCUGACUUCACACACAACUUUACUGACGGUCUGGCCAUCGGAGCGUCCUUCCUGGUUGGUCCAACAGUCGGCGCCAUCACCACCGUCACCAUCCUGCUGCACGAAGUCCCACACGAGAUCGGAGACUUUGCCAUCCUUGUCCAGUCUGGCUGCACCAAAAAAAAGGCCAUGUGUCUACAGCUGCUGACAGCCCUGGGAGCUCUGGCCGGCACAGCUUGCUCCCUAUUGGCUGAGGGCGUGGGCGCCGCGGCGACCGCCUGGAUCCUGCCGUUCACAGCCGGCGGGUUCGUCUACAUCGCCACGGUGACCGUGCUCCCAGAACUGCUGGCGGGCCGCUCCAGUUUCGGCCAGUCGCUGAAGGAGAUCCUGGCCCUGCUGUUGGGAGUCGGCAUGAUGGUGCUGAUCGCCGAGUACGAGUGAGACGCAGCCCGAGAGGACGGAGAACCAAAAAAGGGCCAAAAACGGUUAAAAAAUAAAUGCUGUAUUUUUAAGUAGCUUUCAAGAGGAUUAUUUUUUGCCAGGGGUGUGUAUUUUCUUUUUUUUUUUUAAUUAAUUAAUUCUGUUUUGGGACCAACACCACCUACUGACGGCGAACGGAUGAUUUUUGUCGUCUUGUGUUUUCAGCAGGUCGUGGUCGCAUCCCUGAUUUUUUUAUUUCUUAUUUUCGGCUUCUUAAAAAACAGCUCAGUGGGAGAAUUUGAGCCGUAAAGAAACAUGAUGGAAAUGUUUUUGAGGACUGCUGUGUUGUUCACCGAGGGCCUCCGUCAGGACAGGAAGUGGAAUCUCUCCCUCUGCCCGUCCGACUAUUCAAUCACCGCUUUCACCACACGGAUCAUUCAGCCACACGUUUACUGCAGCGGGACUUGACGGCCGAUUUCCUCCAAAAAGUGGCUUAAAGUAAAUUCAUCUUUCCGCCAGAAUGUUGUAUUCAUUUUGCAGGUGGUUGGUCUUUAAAUCUACAGAGUUGGGUCAGUGAAAGAGCAGAGGAAGCAAAAGUCUGACUUAGUUGUUCUCUCUACAGUGAUCUGAUCAGUUGUAUGUCAUAUUUGAAUGUUAAUAUUUUUACAUUCCACAAAAUAAAAGUCAAGUGUUGUGGCUUCAACAGAUGUUCUCUCAAAUCAUUAAAGUCUUUGUGAAAAGAAAA